AUGAGUGCAAUAAAUUUAAGAUUAUUACAAGAUAGCGAAAUUGAAAAUUAUGGAUCACCAAAGAACAUUAGUGAUUUAAUGGAAGAGGUUAGAAGUUUAUUUGACAAUAUAAAAACCGUACCAACAUCAUCAAAUAAAAUCUCGAUUGGAGUCAAUUCAUCACCAGUUUUAGAAACAAAUUCAAUAAAUAAUAACUUUAAUAGUAAUAAUAAAUGUUCAAAUCCAUCUACAAUUUUAAAACCAUCUGAAAGAAUAUUUAAACUUAAUAAUAAUAGUAAUGGUAAUAAUAAUAAUACAAGUAGUAGUAUUACAAAUAAUGUAAUAAAUAAUUUAAAUGUAUUAAAUAGUUAUAAUAAUAAUAAUAACCAUAAUAAUAAUAAACAAAAUAAAAUUGAAUCAUCAUUUAUUGAUGUUAAAAAAAUUGGGUUAAAAGAGUUAGCACUAUUAUUAACAAAGAGAAGAGAAGGUUCAGUUCACAUUCAAGCCAUUCAACAAAUUUAUGAGCUUUAUUUACAAGCAAGCUCAAUAAACUCAAAAAAACAAGAAUUUUUAGAUGAGAUUAGUAAGGGUACCUGUUUAAGAUCAUUGCUUUCAUAUCUAACUCUUUCAGAACCAAAGUUCAAUUCAUUCGAAUAUAAUAGCCAAAUGGAGUCAAUCAAAUUAAUUUCAAUUUUAACUGGUAAUGAUUCAAUUAAAACUUUUAUAAAGCAAACUGGUGAUAUUUCAACUAUAGUUCAAGUUUUAAAUUGGUCUCAUAAAUUAAAUCAAUAUCACACAUUUAAUUUAAAUUUAUUAAAUUUAAUUUCAAAUUUAGCAACCCAAGAAUCAUGUGCAUCUAUUUUAAGAAAAGCAGGUGCUAUUGGGGCAAUUUUAUCAAUUGCUGUAAAUGAAUCGGUUUCAAAUGACCUAAGAAUAGUUUCAUUAAAUACUCUAAUUAUUUUUUCAAGUUACUCAAACCCAAAAAUUAGUGAAGCAAUUAUUUCAAAAUCAUCUUUAGAAGCUAUUAUUAACAAUAUUGUUAAGACAUGUCUUACAACCACAACUUUAUCCACAAAUUCAUCCAAUCAAAUUAACCAAUUGUCUAUAAAGUUUUUAGAUUUACUUUUCCAAGUUUCAGAUUGUGCAAAAACUAGAGCUAUUGCUUGUGAGUGUGGUCUUGAAAAACUAUUAAGUUUAAUUAAUAUAGAUUUAAUUUAUCCAAAAGAAUUGCACAGAGUAAAUUUCUUUAGAGUUUCAAAUGUAACCAAAGAUGACCCAACAAUCCCACAAACAAAUCUUCAAGCUAAAAUUUUACAAUGCUUAGAAAAAUUAGCAAAACAUGAAAACAAUAGAUUAAAAAUUGGUUUGCAAUCUACUGAACUAGCUCUCAAGUUUAUUUCACCAUUAUUUAAUUUACCAAAAGAAAUCUUUAAAUGGAAUACAACAAUUUUAGAAAGAAUAUUAAAAUUAACAAUUCAAAUUCUUCAAGAUGAUAAAUGCAAACAAUUGUUUGUUGAAAAUGAUGGAUGUAAAACAAUGUUAUGGAUGGUACAAAAUGAUAGUUUCAAUUCUUCCAUUUUAUUAUCAUGUGCUCAAGUUUUGGGUCAAAUUGUUGCCGCUAAAAAAUCAAUAUCAUCUUCAAUUAAUUUCCCAGUUGAUAAAAUUAUUGAUAGUGAGGUAAUUCCAUCUCUUAUUACAUUGUAUAAAAAUCAUCCAGAAGAGAAAUCUUUACAACUUUUAUUAUGUCAAGUUUUUAAAUAUUUAGGUUCCACUGAUGAAAAUAAACAAACCAUUUUCUAUGAAGGAGGUUUUCAAAUUUUACACAAUUUAUUAAAUGGAGAGGAUUUAGAAGUAGUAUCAUCAUCAUUGGACGCUCUUGCUGUACUUUCGACAAAUAUAUUUAUUAGAAAAGUCUUAAGAUUAUUGGGAUCAAUUUCAACUAUUAUUUCAAAGAUUUCAUUACAAAAUUCAAAAAUUCAAAAAAGCUCAAUCAUUAUUUUAUAUAAUAUUUCUGGCGAUGAUGAAGGUAUAGAGUUAUUAUUAGAUCCAGCCAAUGGUUUAUCAAUGGCUAAUCUUAAUUCAUUAUUAUUUUGUAAUGAUUCAGAAAUUCAAAUUUCAGUUGUAUUGUUAAUAGAUAAUUUAAUAUCAUUUGAUAAAAAUUAUUUAGAGAAAUUUGUAGAUAACGGUGGUAUUGCAUCAUUAUUGAACUCUUUAUACUCAAAUAAUGAGAAGCUUCAAUUCAAUGUAUUGAAUCUCUUAAAUAUAAUUAUUCAAAAUCCAAAAGCUCAACCAAUCAUUUUAAAUUCAGGAAUUGUUAAUAAAUUAAAAAGUUUAUCAACUCAUGAAAAUGUAAUUAAAGAAGGGUCGACACUAAUUGAACCAAUGAGAUCAUUUAUUAUUGCAGUUAAAUCAAUUCCACAACCACAACCAACUUCACCAAUAAUUACUCCAGCUUCAACAAUAACAGCCUCACCAUCAACAGUUAAAUCACCUCAGUUUUUAAAGAAGGAAUCACAAGAAACUAUAGAUUCUAAAAAUAAAAUAACAGGUAUUCAAAUAGGAAACAGAUCAAUAUCAUCAAAUCAACUACCAACACGUGCCCAGAACAUUCAAAAACAAACACAUUUAGAUGAAAAGCCAUUAAGCGUUUCUACAGGUUCAGUACCACCACCAUUUUCAGCAUUACCAUUUCACUCACCACCCUCCACACCCUCCACACCGGUCCAAUUACCAGAUUUUAAAAAGAUUUCAGCAGUUUUAGAAAAGUUAAAUGAAGAGCAAUUAAGAGAUGUCGUAAUAGAGCUAAUCAAACAAACUCCAUCCAUUGGUGAGAAUAUAUCAACUACAAUUAGAAAUGUUAUUACUGGUAAUAAACUCCCAUAUCCAACCGCAAAUCCAAUUAUUACAUCACCAUUAUCAUCAAGCUCUGGUAUUCCACCACCUCCACCACCUCCACCACUUUUCCCAUCAUUAAACAGCAACAGUAAUAAUGAUUCACCCUUUGCAAAUAUUCAACUAAAACCAGUACAAAAAGUUGAUAAAAAAGAAAGUUCACCAAAUAGUAAUGGUAUGAUUUCAGCAAGCGAUAUUUUAUCAUCUCCUGUAUUUUUAAAACGUCAAAACGACCCAACACCUAUAUCAGAAAGCAACACUAUAAAAACCAGUAACAGCAAUAAUUCACCAUUUUCAAAUUUAAUGAAUGAAUUACAAGGUAAAGUUGGAAAAAUGAAAUUAAAACAUAUAGAUACAGCCCAAGAAAUGGAGAAUCGUAGAAAAGAUAGAUUGAUGGAAAAGAAUCAAGGUUUGUUAAAAGAUAUCGUCAACAAUGCAGAUCUAAGAAAUAAAACAAACAAAAAAACCCUUAUCGAUUCAAGUGUUAGUCAUGGUAUGAAAAUUUGGAAAAAGAGCUUUGACCUCUAUAAGCAGGAGAUUAAUGCAUCAUUUAAACGUUAUGAUGUUUUAGCAAUUCUAGUAUUUAAAAUUUUAGAUUCUCUUGGUGAUUUCCCAUUCAAAGAUGCUCUCGAAAUUUCUGGCUUAUCCAGUGAAGUGCUAUCUCAACAACUAUUAAGAAUUGGUUUUAAUUUGAAAUCCUCAACUUAUGUAACAUCUUCAGACCCAGAGAACCCUGUCACAGAAUACAGCUCCAUCAUUAAACCAACUGGAAUUCCUGUGAAAUUAAUUUUAUCUUUAAUUAUUGGCCAAAUUAAUAAAUAA
Molecule: messenger RNA, 3693 nt
Organism: Dictyostelium purpureum
Lineage: Eukaryota; Evosea; Eumycetozoa; Dictyosteliales; Dictyosteliaceae
Exons: 7
Coding region: 1-3693 (1230 amino acids)
Molecular function (GO): protein binding
Source: RefSeq, a predicted model, not a curated record